AUGGGAGUGUCGAUUUUUGCGUCGUGCCUGUCGGACCAGUGUCGGCCCGGCGCAGCCCAAGUCGCGCCGCAAAAUGACGAGGUGAUCCAGGUUGACUUUUCACAAAUCAAGGUGUCUCCCUUCCAAGAGGAGGAUGCUGACUCUGCGCCGCGCUUGGACACGCAGCUUUCCGCUUAA
Molecule: messenger RNA, 177 nt
Organism: Effrenium voratum
Lineage: Eukaryota; Dinophyceae; Suessiales; Symbiodiniaceae
Source: the annotation of a GenBank genome assembly